CUGGCCCUGCCACCUGGCCCCUUCAUGGCUUCCCUGGGACAGGUCAUUUUCUGGAGCGUCAUCAGCAUUAUCAUUAUCCUGGCCGGAGCCAUCGCACUCAUCAUUGGUUUUGGUAUCUCAGGGACACAUUCCAUCUCGGUGAGGACCCUGACAUCGGCAGGGAAUCUAGGCCAAGAUGGGAUUCUCAGCUGCACCUUUGAACCCGACAUCAAGCUGGGCAACAUUGUGAUCCAGUGGCUGAAGGAGGGGGUGGUGGGGUCAGUCCACGAGUUUCGGAAGGGCAAAGAUGAGCUGGCAGACCAGGACGAGAUGUUUCGGGGGCGGACAUCUGUGUUCACUGACCAGGUGAUCGUGGGAAAUGCCUCUCUCAGGCUGAGGAACGUGCAGCUGGCUGAUGCUGGCACCUACCAGUGCUCCAUUGCCACCUCCAAGGGCAAGGGACAGGCGCAGCUGGAAUACAAGACUGGGGCCUUCAGCGUCCCCGAGGUGAACGUGGAUCCUAAUGGCAGCUCUGUCUGGGAGAGUCUGCGCUGCGCCGCUCCACGCUGGUUCCCGCGGCCCACCGUGGCCUGGGCUUCACAGCUCGAGCCUGGGGCCAACGUCACUGAGGCGUCCAACACCAGUUUCCAGCUGGACUCAGAGAACGUGACCAUGAUGGUGGUGUCCGUCCUCUACAACGUCACUGUCAACAACACGUAUUCCUGCACGAUUGAGAACAGCAUCGCCAAGGCCACGGGGGACAUCAAAGUAACUGACUCCGAGAUCAAGCGCCGGAGCCACCUGCAGCUGCUCAGCUCCAGGGCCGCUCCACCAGCUUCCUCGGCCAGGGCGGCUGGCUGGGCGAUCCUCACCCUCCUUUCCCACUUGGGGCUCUCGUAGGAUCCCUGUCGUCCGCAGGAAGCCAGGGCAGCCCAGAUAUUUUUCAGGGUUCGAGAAAACGGCCAGGCUUUUUUUUUUUUUUGCCUCCACAACACCCGCC
This is a messenger RNA of Tachyglossus aculeatus (Australian echidna), 979 nucleotides long. It is a transcript of the gene VTCN1, whose product is annotated as V-set domain containing T cell activation inhibitor 1. The transcript is spliced from 6 exons. The record is from RefSeq and is a predicted model, not a curated record. Bases 25 to 879 code for a protein of 284 amino acids. NCBI's taxonomy places the organism in Eukaryota, Metazoa, Chordata, Mammalia, Monotremata, Tachyglossidae.